AUGCUUCGAAGCUUGUGUUCUGUGUUUCUGCUGGUCCUAGUUAAAACAAUCUGUGCAUUUCUCUAUGAUACCAGCUUAUAUGUUCCAAAGCAUCUCGACUUCCUAUUAUCUCAAAGUAACUUGACUCGGAUAUUUUCAAUGACUACGAUGCUACAUUAUCACCAAUCUAUACGAAAAGUGAGUUAUGAUCCCACAAAACCCAUUGGUUAUGAUCCGGAGUCUCCAAAGAGAUGGAAUUACACAAUUCUACUUUAUUCACUGAAAUUAGUGGAAGUGAUUGAACCCGAAGAGAAAGUUUCAGUGGUUAUGGAAAUCAUGGAGUAUUGGUAUGACCCAAGGUUGACAUGGAACAGAAGCUUAUACGAUGAUGUGGAUUUUUUCUAUACACGUCAAACGAAUGUUUGGAGUCCUACACUCUCAGCGUUUGGGGUAAACGACCUAAUUGACUUCCGUGACCAAGAUUUUCGACUAGUUUGUGUUAACAGCGUUGGUAUGGUCUACGACUACGUCUCUGUUCGGGUAUCUGCCAAUUGCCCCAUGGAUGUGUCCAGAUUUCCAUUUGAUACUCAAAUCUGUCAAAUUAGAUUUUGUUUGCCGGUUUUCAACGCAGCAGAAGUGGAGAUUCUGAACACCAUAUACCAAGGAGUUUUGAAAGCGGAAGCGUGGAAAACAAUGGGCAACUCUGAAUGGAAACUAGUCAACAUUUCAAAUCGAGUGGAGACGUUACGCUAUGAUGAUGGUUUUGGAAAUUUGGAUUUGGGGAUUUAUGAGAUCACUAUCCGCCGGAACCCUCUUUAUUAUAUUUAUAUGAUAAUCUUCCCUUCAUUUAUCAUCAAUGCCUUGUCAAUUAUUGGAGUAUUUAUGAAAGGGGCUGAUAAGAUGUCGAGGCUAAAUGUCGGUCUCACCAACAUUAUGACAAUGACAUUCAUUCUUGGAGUGAUGGCUGAUAAGAUUCCAAGAACAGGAACAGUUCCAUUGCUUGGUAUAUACAUCAUCAUGAAUCUCGUCAUAAUGAUCAUUGCCAUUGGAAUCGUGACAGGCAUAACUGAAUUACGCAGGUGCGCAGCGCCGAUUCUGAAGAGGAAGCAUUCAAAGUUUAGGUAA
This is a messenger RNA of Caenorhabditis briggsae, 1104 nucleotides long. Gene Ontology annotation, biological process: signal transduction; regulation of membrane potential; nervous system process. The transcript has 8 exons. The coding region runs from base 1 to 1104 and encodes 367 amino acids. The record is from RefSeq and is a predicted model, not a curated record. Gene Ontology annotation, cellular component: neuron projection; synapse; membrane. Lineage: Eukaryota; Metazoa; Nematoda; Chromadorea; Rhabditida; Rhabditidae. Gene Ontology annotation, molecular function: transmembrane signaling receptor activity; extracellular ligand-gated monoatomic ion channel activity; neurotransmitter receptor activity.